This is a messenger RNA of Ictalurus furcatus (blue catfish), 802 nucleotides long. It is a transcript of the gene prok1, whose product is annotated as prokineticin 1. The transcript is spliced from 3 exons. Lineage: Eukaryota; Metazoa; Chordata; Actinopteri; Siluriformes; Ictaluridae. The record is from RefSeq and is a predicted model, not a curated record. The coding region runs from base 250 to 567 and encodes 105 amino acids.
UGAAGGGAGAUAAAGAGAGAGAAAACACUGAAUCUCAUUGUAGAACUUAUUGGUGCACCUAUGAGCUAAGAAGCUGGAGAGAAGAAGAAAAGGAAAGUAGGCAAAGAAAGCACGGCUAAAGCAGGAACCUCAGCAUCUCCAAACUAAGACAAAGCUUUGUAAAACUUGUUUGAAUUCAAGGAGGAUUAGAUAGAACUGUAGGGUGUAAGAGCAGUGAAGUGUCUGCUAUAAAGCUCUGCUGUUGCUGCUAUGAGCCUGCUCAUCUUAUUCUCAGUUCUCCUUGCGUCUCUGAGUGGUGGCAGAUGUGCUGUGAUCACUGGGGCAUGUGACAGGGACAUCCAGUGCGGCGUAGGGAUGUGCUGUGCAGUCAGUCUGUGGCUGAGGGGCCUACGAAUGUGCACGCCAGAGGGGUUUGAGGGAGACGAGUGCCAUCCGUUUAGCCACAAGGUACCUUUCCCUGGGAAGAGACAGCAUCACACCUGCCCCUGUCUGCCUCAUUUAGUGUGCACCAGAUUUGCUGACAGCAGAUACCGGUGUACCAACGAUUACAAAAGUAUAGACUUUUAAAUGCAUAUAUUAGAGACAGGGAGAAAACAGAGGACUGUGAGCUAGGAGAAAUGAGCACUUGAAAGAAAAAUUAUAAGAUAAUAAGUGCCACGGUCCCUGAUUUUGUUUAUCACAUUCAUGCACUUUGCACUGUACACUCUUAUCAUUUUUCCAAAAUAAUAGUGGAAAUGUCAUACUUGUUUACACUGGCAUCUAAUAAGCCAUGUGCACAGUCUGAGUUAGUAUAGCAAACAGC